AUGAUCGUGGAGGCAGAUGACUACUCCUCUGAUGUUUUCCAAGCUACGCGGGUAGAGCUGAUUCCCUCACCCACUGGCCCUGAGCCUGAGCCUCUUUCUUCCUCAUCCUUCUCAGAAAUGGAUACUGGUAGACACUCUCAAGAGCAUGGAGCGACCGGUCCGGCAAAGGGUUCAACGCACCCCAUCCAACACUCCCUUCUCUUCACUGCCACCUAUUGAUGAGGAUGCACCAAUCUCACCCCCUACCCCACUCUCUCCUCGUACUCCAAUCUCACCUUUAACUGAGCCAAAGUUGUUGAAUGGAGUUUCUAGUCUGCCUUUAGACAUUGGCUUUAACUGGAGUACCCCCAAAGAAAUGCGCUCUCCAUUGACCAUGAUGAAGGAACAGCAGCUCGGAGAGACCCAAAAUCGGGGGCUCUCUCUACCUCUGCGAGCUUCGGCCCUCAGUAGCAUUGUCAUGCGCAGGAGCUCCCUCAACGAUUUGAGUCCUGAAGAAAGUCCUACUAAAGGACUCGUGAAUGGAGGCUCAUCUCGCCUAGAAAACAGCUUCUUUUUCCAGCCAACUGAGAACGGCAAGGCCUCAAACCGCUCCAUCUUUCGUGCAGCCUCUCUCCCUGAGAUCAGCCCCAGUCACGAGCGGAUAAGCUCAGCCACCAUGGCAUCUGACACCUUGCUCGGUUCCCGUUUUGAGCGCUUCUCGUACCUCACAUCUCCAUCGAAUUCCCUCAGUGGGAUCGCUGAAACUUCUCGAAUAAGCGUGGCUCCAUCUGUCCAACACAACUCACAAGAUACCUCCAGUUUUGACCACAAGUCCACUAUGGAACUUUACCGCACUCUGCCCUCUGAAACGCUUCUCAAGAACUCUCAACCUUUGGGUCUUCAGCGCAGCAGUAGUCUAGAUGGAGGUCUUCUAAUCAAUGACACCAAGAGCUUCCAAGUGGACAAAAAUCCAGAACCAGAGCGGAACUUACUCCUCAAAUACAGAGCCUUCCCUGAUGCAUAUCUCACAAAAGAAAAGGAGCAUGGCAAGCUCAAUCCACGACCUGGGAAGAUGUUUAUCUAUGACAAGCCUGGAAUGACCGGUGAGAGAAUUGAAGUGCGUGGUGAUGUUGUGGACGCCACACCAUGGGAGUUUACAGACACUAUUUCAAUCAGAGUGAUCAGAGGAGGUUGGGUGUUGUAUGAGAAGCCCGAAUUCAAAGGGGAAAAGAUUGCUCUGGAUGAGGGGGACAUCGAGCUGACAAAUCCAUUUGGACCACCGGAUGAAGAAGUGGUUAAUCAGCAGAAUGGAACAACACAGGACCAUGAGCAAGAGGAACAUGAGUCCAAGCCACGGCUAAAGAGGAAGUUUGUCAUCGGUUCCAUACGGCGAGCAGUGAGAGAUUACAGUGUUCCUGAAAUCAGCCUUUUCCCAGAAGAAAAUGCAGAAGGCAAGAAGGUCACAUUCAGAGACACGUCAGAAGACUCCAGAAUUUUUGGCUUCCCAGUCAAAGCAAACUCCAUCAUCAUCAAUGCUGGACUAUGGUUGGUGUUUGCAGAGCCCUUCUUUCAGGGUGUCCCACGAGUGCUUGAAGUCGGGGGAUUCCCCACCCCAGCUAGCUGGGGUGUCACACAUCCAUAUGUGGGCUCCCUACACCCGCUUAAAAUAGGGGAACCUAGAGUGGAGAACCUCUAUGAGCCAAAAAUUGUGCUCUAUGAAAAACCGUAUUUCACUGGCAAAAGCAGAGAAAUCUACAGCAGCAUGAGAGAUUUCCUGUCAAGAGUGGACAAGCAGCAAUCCUUGUUUAUGUUCAGUGCAGGAUCCCUUAAAGUUAUUGGAGGCUGCUGGGUCGGCUAUGAGAAGGAGGGUUUCCGGGGUCACCAGUAUCUUCUAGAGGAGGGAGAGUACCAAACAUACUGUGUGUGGGGAGGAGUGAACUCAGAGCUGCGCUCAGUCCGAGUCAUCCAAGCUGACCUGUCUGAGCCCCUGCUGGUGUUAUAUGGGAUGCCUGAAGAGGAGAAAGCAGAGGGUGAAGAGCCCACGUUUGAGGUGACAGAAGCUGUCGCAGAUGUGGAGCUGUUUGGGUUCGGCAUCAACACCCGCUCCAUCCACGUGCUGAGUGGAGCGUGGGUAGCAUACUCUCAUGUGGAUUUCUCAGGUAACCAGUACAUCUUGGAGAAAGGCUUCUACAACAACUGUGGAGACUGGGGCUCUGAAGACAACCGCAUCUGCUCCAUACAGCCCAUCCUCACAGCACCUAGUGAAGAACCCAGCUUCAGAAAUGAGGUGCUGCUCUACUCAGAGCCGGAUUUCCAAGGCACAUGUAGGGUUUGUCAUCGGAACCAGGGCUGUUUGCCUGAAAGGCUCACUGUUAAGUCCUGUAGGGUGGUGGGAGGAAGUUGGGUGCUUUAUGGAGGAGAGAAGUUCACAGGAAACAUGUAUGUUCUGUCUGAAGGAGAUUAUCCCAACCUGACCAGCAUGGGCAUCCCAACUGACUCGGACAUUCACUCUGUCAAAGCAGUUCCAAUGACCUUUUCGGUGCCGUCAAUCUCGCUCUUUGGACUGGAGUGCUUUGAGGGUCGGGAGGUCACCAUCGAUACACGGAUUUCCAACAUGCAGGAGGAAGGAUUUAAUACACAUUUCCUCUCUGUCAGGGUCAACAGUGGUUGCUGGGUGUUAUGUGAACAUAGUAACUACAGGGGGCGCCAGUUCCUUUUGGAGCCCAUUGAAAUCACAAACUGGCAUAAAUUCAGUUCUCUUUCAUGUAUCGGCUCCAUGUAUCCAGUCAGACAAAAACAAAGACUGUUCCGCAUCAAAAAUAAAGAGACGGGCCACUACAUAUCAGUGCAGGGUGGUGUUGAGGACAUGAAGACGGGCCGUGUGGUCGUCACAGAGCAGGUGGAGGGAAUGAGUGAUAUUUGGCUUUACCAGGACGGGCUAAUCAAAAACAAGCUGGCUCGAACCAUGAGUCUGCAGGUGAUGGGUAAUGUGGAGUCAGGUGCUAAGGUGGUGCUGUGGACUGAAACGCGUGUUCCAGUGCAGACCUGGAGCGCUCAGGUCAGCGGCACAAUCUCCAGCAUCACCUUCCCUGGAAUGGUGCUGGAUAUCAAGGGGGGUAAGCAAUACGACAAACAACAUUUAGUGAUUCGAGAAGAGAACGAGGAACAUGCCAGCCAACAGUGGGAGCUGGAAUUUGUUUGAUCCCGCCCUCUCUCCUUCAUCUGACCCCCUUCUCCUUCUGACUCCACCCACUCGUCCUGCCCCAACAAUACAAACACUGUCUGUGAUCUGAUAUAGGACACUAUGAGGGCACCUCUGAGUCAUGCUUACAUACAAUCAGAAGAUGUUGGGCAAGAAAGGUUUCUUGUGUCAGUAGAGACUGUAUAAUAGAUAAAAUGGAUCAAUGUAUUGUCAUUUAAAAAUGAAAGCGAAGCAGAGGUCAAAUAUCAUUCAAUAUGCUAGUGUUCUUGAAACGUAAAUCUCUCGCCUGUGAUGGGUUUUAUUUGCACAUAAUUUGAAUAAAACAUAUUACCUACAAGUCAUUUACACACAUGAUGAUGGUGCUGGUGGUUAAGUCACUCAAAAACUUUUUUUCCUCUUUUCCUAUGCAUCAUAUGAGAACUCAUCAUCGUAUAUGAAUCUGGCAACUUUCGAAGCAUUCUUUCAUUUCUGCUCAUUUUAUUUGUUUACAAGCUAAUGCUAUUUUUUAUAAACGUUUGACAUAUUGGGUAUAUUCUGGUAUACGCUUUUAUAUCAAUGCCUGCAAUUAGUUUAUAGUCAAUGCAAAAGCUACUGGAGUGGAUCCUGGCAGAUUUCGGUCUGCCAUGUUGUUUUUAAAAGUGUGCUGACGUCAGUCAUUGAUGUCAAUAAAAAUGUGAUGUCAAUAAAAAGUCGCAUGUUUUUGGACAGCCAGGAAACUUUAUUAUGUAUAGCUACAUGUUAUUUUCAAAGCACAAUGUGAAAUAUGUAACAGGGAGUGGCUUUAAUUUUGUAAUAAAAUUGUAAAAAAAAAAAAACAA
This is a messenger RNA of Cyprinus carpio (common carp), 3999 nucleotides long. RefSeq lists its product as uncharacterized. The record is from RefSeq and is a predicted model, not a curated record. Lineage: Eukaryota; Metazoa; Chordata; Actinopteri; Cypriniformes; Cyprinidae.